UUAUUAUAUACAAAUACAACGCUCGUCAUGCUUACUCGGCUAAGUAGACGAUUUCAGUCCACCAGAGCGCUUACGGUGGGUGAUCGUGUAGUCAUAUCGAAAAGAGUCGAUAAAUCGGAUAUCAACGAGUUUGCUCGCCUGAGUGGUGACACUAAUCCCAUACAUUCCGGUGAUCGUCCGUUGGUGCACGGCAUUUAUUUGGCGGGUCUGGUAUCCGGGGUGAUUGGUACCAAGUUACCUGGUAACGGCACGAUUGUCGUGUCCAAGACCCUGAGGUUCACAAACGCGUGUUAUGCCGGCGACCUAGUAAAAAUCGAAGUUGAGAUACAGACCAUAAGAAAGCUUGUGAGGUGUGGAUUUUGGUGUAGGGUCGGGGACAAGGUAGUGAUGGAAGGCACUGCGGACGUUAUCAAUAAACGUCUUACUAAAAAUCAGACGCCUGAUAAUACAGUUUAAAAUAGAGAGUUAAAAAACAAAAACUUGUGUUAUAUUUUAAGCGUCCAAAUCCCCGGAUUGAUUAAUUUAGUCACUUUUUAACUGUUAACAUUUUAAAAUUAAGCGUGCAAAUUUAUAUUUUAUAGUUUAUCAAUAUAAUACUUACUAUUAUAUAAUGAAGAUGGUGUUAUUGUUCUAUAUUAAAUAUUCUAUAAUAUACAGUUUAUAUUUAAGUUAUAAAUGCAUACCUAAUAGUUGUAUAGGUGCACGUCAAUUCCUAACCAUUAACGACAAGUCGACAACCCUUAAUCGCCUAAAAUGUUCUAAUGUGAUUAAAGGGUCGAUUAUACUAUAAACGAAAUCACUAGCAACCGGGCCCUCGAAUAUUGUCGCAGUUACACAGCGAUGUCGGCCCCAAAUAAAGUUGACCUGUUUAUAGUUUUUUCGCUACUCACUGGCAAUUUUAUUCUCCGGAAAGUGCGAUCGAUUUUUUUAAUCGACAUGGCACUAUCGCUAGUGUGCUAGUGACUAUAUGUAGCUAGUAUAGUAAUCGUGACUUGCGACUGCCAGCUCACUCUCGCCAUACUUUUUUCACCGACGAUAGCAGCGAGUAAAUUCACUCUAUGUAAUUGGGGUAAAUCCUAAUGAAAGAAAUUCCCGUGUUUUUUUAAAAAUUUUUACACUUACAUUUUAAAAUCAUAAUUCUCAACUAAAUUUGAAUGGGUAGGUACCUAUAUAAAAACAAGUUUUCUGGUUUAAAACUAUACAAUUUAAAUCGUUUUAGAGUCGUAAACUCGUAAUGGUAUAAUUUAUGACGUUAUAUCUAUUAUACAUUAUGCUCGUAUAUUACGUUAGAAGAAUCGUUGAAAUUUUUUAGAUGUAUAUAGUAAGUCACUAUGAACCUAUAUAAUUCGCAGUAAAAGUGAAAUACCGAAAUCUCAUCAUUAUUGUUGGGUAUACAAGUCUUAACAAUAAUAUAGUAUCGCGUGAAGUUGGCCUUAUAAUUGUUUUGUUAUCACAGAAUUUUAUAUUUUUUUUUUGGUCAUUAUACUCGUAAUUUAAUGUUUACAAAACGAACGCAGCGAACCAGUUUCCUGAACCGUAUGUAUUGUUUCUCUUUUCGAAAAUUAAACAGUUCUCCAUCA
Molecule: messenger RNA, 1580 nt
Organism: Acyrthosiphon pisum (pea aphid)
Lineage: Eukaryota; Metazoa; Arthropoda; Insecta; Hemiptera; Aphididae
Product: 3-hydroxybutyryl-CoA dehydratase-like
Exons: 1
Coding region: 28-456 (142 amino acids)
Biological process (GO): fatty acid biosynthetic process
Cellular component (GO): mitochondrion
Molecular function (GO): (3R)-hydroxyacyl-[acyl-carrier-protein] dehydratase activity
Source: RefSeq, a predicted model, not a curated record